Messenger RNA from Diachasma alloeum, 1252 nucleotides. It is a transcript of the gene acj6, whose product is annotated as inhibitory POU protein. The coding region runs from base 68 to 1252 and encodes 394 amino acids. Gene Ontology annotation, molecular function: DNA-binding transcription factor activity, RNA polymerase II-specific; RNA polymerase II cis-regulatory region sequence-specific DNA binding. NCBI's taxonomy places the organism in Eukaryota, Metazoa, Arthropoda, Insecta, Hymenoptera, Braconidae. The record is from RefSeq and is a predicted model, not a curated record. Gene Ontology annotation, biological process: regulation of transcription by RNA polymerase II. The transcript has 4 exons.
UACUGAACGCGCUGGUUGAGGGGAUUUUUGGGCAAGUGUUUUUGAGUUUUACUGUGACAGAGACAAGAUGAUGUACUCACCUGAUAAGAUGAUGGGGAGCAAGGGGCUCCAUGGGGCGCCUAUAUCGGCACCUGGGUGCUUUCCAUCUGGAAGAUACUCACCGCCAUCGUAUCGCGCUGCGCCGGAUCAAAUGCCACCACCGCCACCGCCGAGAAGGUGCAUGCCAAAUCCACCGAGCCGGAUACUUGAAGAUGCGUCGAUCAUGUGUAAUUCCUGGUCACCAAGGCAUAAUGGCGAUAUUUUUGGAGGUCUCAACAGCGGUCUUCAGGACGGAUUGUUGUCAAGGGCGGAGGCACUUGCUGCUGAUUUAGGAAAACACAAUGCUGGCACGCCUAUGCCACUUAAGCAUGAUCCGGUAUCAGUUUAUCAUCAUGGUGCGCACAUGGGGAGUCCGCACCCCAACAAUCGGCCUCAUCACCAGGUACAAUCACACCUAUUUAUGAGUCACCCGGGUAUGGAGAGCCUGGACAUGCUGGACCCAGCGAACUCCAUGACGACUCUAACCCCAAUGUCGGAAGGUGGCGGCGGCGGAGGAGGUAAUCACCACGGCGGCAUCCACGGUCCCUCCGUCUACGGCGGCAUGAACGGAAUGAUGAGUCACCAUCAUCACGCCAACAUCGCCGGUAGCGUACCCCACCCGCACCAUCAUCCUGCGAUGGCGGCAGCGGCGGCGGCAGCAGCAGCCGCCGGUCUCCACCCGGACGCCGACACAGAUCCGCGCGAGCUCGAGGCAUUCGCCGAAAGAUUCAAACAGAGACGCAUCAAACUAGGCGUCACACAAGCGGACGUUGGCAAAGCCCUGGCUAACCUCAAACUGCCUGGAGUGGGCGCGCUAUCCCAAUCAACGAUAUGUCGCUUCGAAUCCCUGACACUGUCGCACAACAACAUGAUCGCCCUGAAGCCAAUUCUGCAGGCAUGGCUGGAGGAAGCCGAGGCGCAGGCGAAGAACAAGAGACGCGAUCCGGACGCACCGUCGGUGCUUCCGGCUGGCGAGAAGAAGCGGAAACGCACGAGCAUCGCGGCACCUGAGAAACGCUCGCUCGAAGCGUUUUUCGCGGUGCAGCCUCGACCGUCGGGUGAAAAAAUAGCCGCAAUAGCGGAGAAACUCGACCUAAAAAAGAAUGUCGUGAGGGUCUGGUUCUGCAAUCAGCGGCAAAAGCAGAAGCGUAUGAAAUUCGCAGCUCAGCAUUGA